This is a messenger RNA of Exophiala aquamarina CBS 119918, 909 nucleotides long. RefSeq lists its product as uncharacterized. The record is from RefSeq and is a predicted model, not a curated record. The coding region runs from base 1 to 909 and encodes 302 amino acids. Gene Ontology annotation, molecular function: methyltransferase activity. NCBI's taxonomy places the organism in Eukaryota, Fungi, Ascomycota, Eurotiomycetes, Chaetothyriales, Herpotrichiellaceae. The transcript has 7 exons.
AUGACGCGCGAGCUACUUACAGCUAUUCAUGGCAGUGCAAGCGUGACAGCUUCCUUGACGUCCAGCGUUCGCAACUAUAAUUGGGAGCACGGCCGGCGAUAUCAUAGUUUCAAAGAAGGCACUUAUAACUUCCCAAACGACGAGCGAGAACAAGACCGCUAUGACUUGAUGCACGAAGUCUUCGUUGCAGGUAUGGGUGAUAAACUUUACUUCGCCCCAAUAGUCAAUGAACCGUCCAGAGUAUUGGACAUAGGCACCGGCACCGGCGUAUGGGCCAUCCAAUUCGGUGAUAAAUUCCCAACAGCUCAGGUGGUUGGCAACGACUUGAGUCCAAUCCAACCACAAUGGCUACCACCCAACGUGAGCUUUGAGGUCGAUGAUGUUGAAAGUGAUUGGCAAUUUGCAAGGCCUUUCGACUUUAUUCAUGCGCGAUAUAUGGCCGGAGCAAUUGCGGAUUGGCCUAAAUUGAUGCAUCAAUGUUAUGAAAACACAGCGCCAGGCGGCUGGAUAGAAUUCCAAGAUUUCGACCUACGCACCUACACGCAAGAUAACUCUGCCGCCCCUGACAAUAAGGUUGUUGAAUUUUUCAAGCUGAUCACGGAAGCCUGUGAGAAGUUUGGCAGGACCGCCUCUCCAGGGGAAAGUUUGAAGACCUGGGUCGAAGAAGCGGGAUUCGUAAAUGUUCAGGACAAGGUGGUGAAAUUGCCUAUUGCGCCGUGGCCGAAAGAUGAACAACUGAAACGUGUCGGUGCCCUCAACAUGGUUCAGCUGCUCGAGGGCCUCGAGGCUGUCACAAUAGUGCCCUUCACCAAAGUGCUGGGGUGGAGCGUUGAAGAUGUUCACGCCUUCCUGGUUGACGUGCGUCGUGACCUGAAGAAGAAAAGCGUGCACUUACUCCAUGACUUGUGA